CAGACAAUAUGGCUGCCAUAUGAUCUGUAUUUUAUUAUUGGGAAUUUUGUCAUUUGGAAAGAUUUGAAACCGAUUGUGAUAUUUGUUAUAAUUUAAAAUGAUUAAAGUACAAAGGCCACUUUGUCCAGACAUCACAUUCAGAUUAAUCCAUGACAUAAGUCCAGAUACAUUAGGUGAUAUAACAGAUGAUGACAAUUUAAGUGAAAAGGAUCUAAGAAUUACAGAUUUUUUAUCAGAAACAUACAGUAAUUGGUUCAAAUCAUCUGAUUACAAGGAUAAAAACGCAAAAAACAAGGAAUAUAUUAAAUCAUCAAACAAAACCAGUGACAGUAACAAAAAAGAGAUUGUAUGUGAAACUGAUGACGCGCUGAGAUUCUUGGAACAUGCAUUAAAAGAAAAGAGUCCUUAUAAAUCAAGUUGUGUAAAUAUUGUAGAUAAGAUACCAUCAAAGAAAGAUUUUAUAUGUGCCAAAAAUGAGUGGAAUGAAAAACAAUUAGAUAAUAGACAUUCUCCAGAGGAAAUAACCUUCAAAGAAAAUAAACCACACAGACGACCACGCAAGCUUCCAGAAAUACCUAAAAAACACCCAGGUCUACCUGCUGCAAAUAACAAAUCAUUAGCCGAAGAAUUAGGAGAGGUUCUCGUAGCUAAACUUGAAGAGGAUUCUGAUGAUGUGUUUGAUGAUAAUUCUGAAGAUGCAUUUCUACGAAGACAUGCUGGUCACUUGUUUGAUAAAGCGUUGAGAAGCAGUAGUUCUUCACCUAAAAACAAUAGAUCAUCAAGGUCAUGUAGUAACUCAACAGAUAGUGAUUACUGCCCAGAAGAACCAGAUAUACUCAGUAGACAAUCUGUUGUCUCAUCUAAUAGUGGUCGUGACAGAAAAGGUUCAGAUGGGUUUAAGAGACAGUCUACCUCAUCAAGUUAUAUAUGUUUAGAACAACAUGAAUUGGAAGUUACACAUCGAGGUAUGCAUCGUUUUAUAACAAGACAUGAGGAUGAGAUGAUGAUAGAAAUAGGUGAUCCUAUACAUGUAACCAAAGAAGGAGAUGAUUUGUGGUGUAACGGCAUUAAUCUAAGAACUGGUCAGAAAGGACUAUUUCCAGCCAUGUAUGCUACUGAUCUACAUUUCCUAGAAGAUGAAGAAGAAUCAGAAGAUGAAGGCGAGUUUAGAAAAUACAACCUACAGUUUCUGGGUUCGGUUGAAGUUACAUGUCAUAAAGGAGAUGAAGUUUUAUGUCAAGCUGUUAAUAAGGUUGCACUAACUAGAAGAUCUAAUUUAACGACAUCGCCACCACCUGUUUGUUCACUAGAAAUCAGUCAAUAUGGUAUUAGAAUGAUUGAUAAAAGUAAAGAAGGGCAUGAAAGCGAUCAUUUUUCCCACUUUUUUGCCCUGAAGAAUAUUUCAUUUUGUGGUACACAUCCCAGAAAUGACAGGUAUUUUGCAUUCAUAACUAAACACCCAUCAGAUCAGAGAUUUGCAUGUCAUGUAUUUUUGGGUGAAAAAUCAACUCACAAAGUUACAGAUGCUUUAGGCUUUGCCUUCAAGAGAUUUUACCAAGAAUACAUGGCAUUCACACAUCCAACAGAAGAUAUCUACAUAGAUUAGAUUAUUCUAGUCUCUUUAUACACAUUACAAAUCAGUAUUUAAAUUAUCAAACUAUUUAAGUUUCUUUGAAUGAUUAUUUUGUAACUUUUGGUCAAGUUGUACCAAAUAUUUUAUCGAAGAUUCAAAUUCAAACCAAGAAUAACACCUGUAUGAGCAGCCUUGUAUUAAAUCAAAAUAUACAUAUAUAUGUUACUAGAUUUUACAUAGUAUUUGGAGCCUAAUUGAUAAUUAAACGAUUAAACAGUUAAUGAUUGUUAAGAAUUAAACCACUUGCAUAAUGCAUCUAGAUCUGAACAUGGACUCACCACAUUUUAUUUGGAAGUGCAUUGAUGAUUCCAUAAUAUGUGUUUGAUUUAGGCAAGGAACUUAUUGUUAUACAUUCAUCAUUUCAGUACCAUAACCAAAGACUAAGUAGGUCUGAACAUCACAUUCAUUGUUAAUAUUUGAUAUUGCCUGAUAAAAAUGACAUCAUACAACAUUAAUGUAUAGACUAUCAGAUAUAUACUGUAGAUACAGUUCAGUUAUACCAUGUAUUUAAUUUCAUAUUUAAUGCAUGUAUAUUUAUGUUAUAUAUACCGGUAUAUAAUAUUUACAUGCUACUUAAUAUUAUAGGAGUAAAUAUAUAUCACUAUCUUCCAUACUUAAUUAAUGUAAUCAACUAGGUAUCUUUGUCUUCAUUAGCCCAGUCAGAGCACAACUGUAGGACAUUAAACCCCAUUUCAUUUCAUUUCAUUUAUUCUUUAAUAAAACUAAACAGUAAUUUAUUAAUACACACAUUUUUGUUUUGGCAUGCUGUGAGUUCUUUUUAACAUCUUUGCCAUUAAUUGCCAAUGUUAAUUUGCUCUUAGUCUAUUCAUUAAUAUAUUAAUUAAGUUGAUUUGAUUGAUGGGAUAUGAUGGUGUUUGUUUAAUACUGAACUGACUCCUCUAAUAUGUAGCAGGAGAUUUCAAUUAUGGACAGUCAGAGACAAAAACUUUUAUUUUGUUGGAUGAAGAGUAGUAUUUUCAUUAGUAAAAUCUAAUUACAUAGAUGCACUGUUUCUAGUAGAACCUUUCCUUAGACACAUUGCAGGGUUGGGAACCACCUGAUGGUAGGGAUGACAAUUUUUUUUUUUUUUUCGCUGAUCUUCUGUGUAUACGUUUUUUAUUAACCAAAUAAAAGAAGAGAAGGUUAAGUUGUGCCUGUAAAAAUGUAAUUUUAUGUGUAUGUGGAGUUUAAGAACCCAUAUGGAUUGACAUUUAAGGAUGUAGAUUUUGGGGGAAUUAAAUAUGGAGUGCCUGAUCAUGUCCGUUUCUGGUAAAAUAAAAAUUGGAUUACCCAAAGUGAUACGACACAUAUAUUUGCAUAAUUAUUGACAUAUAUCUAUCCAACACAUGUAGACAUUACCAUAGUAUAUUGGAAUUUGUUUUGUUAUUAUAGAUCUAAUAAACAUUUAUUAUUAUUUUAUUAUUAUAAUAAACAUUUAUAUAGCACCAAAGGGCUCUGAUGAGCUGUACAACAAGUAAAUAUUGAUAAAUUAUUUAAAUGAUAAAAUUAUUUAAAAUAAUUUUAAAAGAAAGAUGAUAAAUAUAUGAUGCAUUGUUAGAAAGUAAAUGAAUAUCAAAAAAUACAAUUACUGCUUAGUACUGAGUGGCUUUCGACUAGGCUUCUCUAGUCAUUAUCAAGCUCAGUAAUAAGCUGUAAUUGUAUUCCAUAGAAUUGUGACCUGUAUAUUCCAGUUUAAUUACUAAAUGCCAUUGAAACAAUUUAUUCUGUAGUUUUAGAGUUAAAAGAAAUUAAGUUCACAAAAUGAAUUAAAUGGGCCUCUGAAAUAUAUGAGGCUAAAUUUGUGGUGAAUUGAACAUGCAUAUCUGUAGUCAAUUCCCUACUCAAUAUUAUGUUUUAACCCAAAUUAAUUUUCAUAACAACAUGCACAAGGUAUCUCUUCUGUGUUAUGUAUACCUUUAUUGGCUUACAACAAGCUGAUUAACAUUUAAAGAAUUAAAAUGAAUUUCUUAAACCUGUUUAUUGGUCUGCUGUGUAUCUAUCUCAUCUGACAUCCAUAUUGAAGAUUUCAUUUGGGAAAAACAAAAACUCAUGCAAUGGUCAUAUUUAUCAUGAAUGAUGUUAUUACAACUAUUAUUGUAUGCACAUAUUAGGUAUUAUUCUGCAAAUGUGUCUUGGUUGCUUUAAAUGGUGCUUGUUUUCUGUUUUGUCACCAUAUCUACAUAAUGUGAUAUUGAUGUAAUUGUUGCUAUCUGUUGUUUUACUAUUAACUUAUAUAUUUCAAUCUCUUCCCCCCUCCUCUAAAAAAAACCCCCAUUUUUUUUUUAUCAUAUAUGUAUAUCUUUUUUCUUCCGAAAGAACAUAUAAUCAAAUGUAUGAAAUACUAAAAAACACUACUCCAAAAGAAGAAGAAAUACAGCAUCUAUAAUCUCUUUAUUUAUACCCACAGUACAAAAAUAAAAUGUUUUGUGUGGUCUUAUAUUGGCAACGUUUUGUCAAAGGCUAUUAAUACUUAACCAAGAUCUGACAUUAUUGAUAUCAUUGGGUAAUGUUUUAUUUUUGUUUUAAAGUCACUGAGCAUCAUUUGAGGGAUUUUUAUUCUCUCGCAAACUACAGCAUUGUGAAAAUUGAAUCUCUGAAAGAAACAUUAGUUCUAAUACAUUAAAUAUCACAGCUAUCUGAUGGUCUAGAACAUUGAUUAUGGGCUUGUCAUGUGAAUAAAUGGCUAAAUGAAGACGUGCAAUAGGUAGAUUUAGCUCUUACAUGAUGCAUUUUUAAUUAAAUGUUAAAUAAUCAAUGUCAGUACGUUCAGCAUAGAUUAACCCAUGAGAAUUUAGAUAUUGUCUGAAAAAUGGAAAUGAUGAUCAGUGGCUUUAAAAAGUGUAUUUGAUAAUGGAGCAACUAUAAAUUGUGCCCUUUUUUAUGUGCUUCUAUUUUGUUUAGCUGGCCAUUCUGUUUGAUCUCAAAUUGCACUAUUCAAUGCUAAUCAAAAAUAUAUGUCACUAAUAGUAAUGCAUGAUUAUUGUAUCUACAUGUAAAAGAAUUGAUGGACAUUUCAGGGUGUAAAUAUCAACUGCCUAUUCUAACAUGCAUUGCUGAGUUGUAUUGCUACAUCAAUCUAAUUGAAAUUAGAUUACAAUUGCAUUUAAUUUAUUUUUACACUUUCUAUCACAACCCUGCUUUGUCAGUGACAGUUCUAUGUUAUUGAAUAUGAAUCGGUACCAUAACCAAAAAUCCAUCAGAUCCACCAGAUUGGUGAUUUUAAAAUCCCUGUAAUAACCCUAAUCCAAGAAAUUAUGGCUGAUGUUAAAACGAAAUGUAAUUGACAUCUUAUUUUAACUAGAUUGAUUGCUGCAUGUAAUAUUGCUAAUUGCAUCAACAAAUUUUGUUUGGAAUAAUAUGAAUACAUUUAACUAUAUUGUACCCUUCUGUAUAAUGUAACUUUGAAAGACAAAGUAAUUCUAUCUUUACUAUUGUCAUCUGUUGUCCAUCAAUUUAAAUUGUACUUUGAGUAUGAUAAUAUUAUGAAUCUUACCAUGGAGAAAUAUUGAUCAAUCUACAAGAUACAUGUAUAAAACUAAUAACCAUUAUAGUUGUAUCAAGUUACUUCAAAUGUACACAAAUUUAUGCAUUAAAACCAUUUGAAACUCCAUUUAGUAUACACAGAACAUUGUUCUUCUUCACCAAAAUAAAUUAAAAAUUUGGAAUAUUAUAAACUAUUGUUAAAACUUAAUACAUCCUUAAACAAGGAAUAAAAUGUUGUUUUGUUU
Messenger RNA from Patella vulgata (common limpet), 5361 nucleotides. RefSeq names its product JNK-interacting protein 1. NCBI's taxonomy places the organism in Eukaryota, Metazoa, Mollusca, Gastropoda, Patellidae. Bases 98 to 1606 code for a protein of 502 amino acids. Gene Ontology annotation, biological process: regulation of JNK cascade. The transcript has 11 exons. The record is from RefSeq and is a predicted model, not a curated record. Gene Ontology annotation, cellular component: cytoplasm. Gene Ontology annotation, molecular function: protein binding.